AUGGUCGACCUCCCAGAACCCUUCGCCUCGAUUCCCCGCGCGCAGCUACUAUGGCCGCAUCCAUCCCCGCUGCAUCUGAUGCAGCAUUUGACCGAGCACAUACACGCUACGACCUCGCGCAGCAGCAGCACACGCUUCUGGGUCAAGCGCGAGGACUGCUCUUCCGGGCUGGGCCUUGGCGGCAACAAGAUCCGCAAGCUCGAGUACAUCGUCCCCGAGGCGCUGCAGCUCGGCGCCACAACUCUUGUCACAACGGGCGGCGUACAGAGCAACCACAUGCGGCAGGUCGUAGCCGUGGGCAAUAGCCUUGGGAUGGAGACCGUGCUUGUCCCACAGGGACCACUGGGCAAUGUGCAGGUCAGCCGCAUCCUGGGUGCCAAGAUGGUCUCACAGCAGCAACCCGGCGCCUCGAUGGAGCAGGUCGCCGCCAAGAUCAAGGCCGGCGGCGGCGUGCCGUACAUCAUCUCGCCUGGAGCCUCGGCGCAUAUGUAUGGCGGGCUCGGAUUUGCGCGGUGGGCCUUCGAGGUGAUCGAGCAGGAGGCGGAGCUCGGUGUAUUCUUCGAUACUAUCGUCGUGCCCGUGGCGUCAGGUGGCACUGUCGCAGGCAUGAUCGCCGGUUUUAAGGCUGCCGACAGUGGCCACAGGCCACGUAGGAUUAUCGGCAUCGACACGUACAACAAGCCUGCGGGCGAGCUGGAGGGCAAGAUCCUGGAGAUUGCACAGCGGACGGCAGGCACUAUCGGGCUCAGCGCAGACGUGGUCACCGCGGAGGAUGUAGUUCUCGACACGAGGUACAACACCGGCACGCACACGGGCUGGGAUGAGAAAGCUGAAGCCGGCGUACGCGUACUGGGGAAGACGGAAGGAAUCGUGGCAGACCCGAUCUACUCGGGCCGCGCCAUGGGGGCGAUCCUGGACAUGGCAGCAAGAGCCGAACUUGACGGCAGCAGCAACGUCUUGUUUGUACAUACAGGGGGCCAGGCUGCCCUUGGGGCUUUCCCAAAGGUUGCAUCCGUCAUGUAA
Microdochium trichocladiopsis is the source of this 1023-nucleotide messenger RNA. RefSeq names its product tryptophan synthase beta subunit-like PLP-dependent enzyme. The coding region runs from base 1 to 1023 and encodes 340 amino acids. The transcript is spliced from 2 exons. The record is from RefSeq and is a predicted model, not a curated record. Gene Ontology annotation, molecular function: D-cysteine desulfhydrase activity. NCBI's taxonomy places the organism in Eukaryota, Fungi, Ascomycota, Sordariomycetes, Xylariales, Microdochiaceae.